CCGCUCGGGAGCCAAACCGCACGCAACUGCGCUGUUAGCAGCCAACCCCAGCGUGCUUUACCCGAGCCCAAAACAGGCACGGCACACCCGCACUACCCGCCGCGCUGCCGUGCUGCCGCUUUUGCCUUGCACUCCCUCAAAGUAGUUCGGUGGAGGGGGCUAUUUUCGGGGAUUAUUUUACCCGCGGCGCCGCCGCGGAGGAGCAUCGCAGAGGGAGGGGUCGUGAGGUGUCCAAGAUGGCGGCGCCCUGUGCAGUGGUGAUGUUUUAAGAGCGGUGUCUGCAUGCUGUGUGUCGGUGGACGGCUCUGGAACCUGCUGCAGGCAGACUGGACUCUGUCGGAGUGAAGCGCGAGACUCCCCAGCCUCUAACAGAGAGACCCUGAAUCCCACUCUGCACCCCCUGCUGCAGAGAGAGAGAGAGACGAUGGCGAAGGAACAGCCCAGCGUAAUGGAUCUCCUCCAUCUCCUGGAAUCCUCAGAUCUGCACGAACUGGAUGAAAUCAAGGAAGUUCUCAACAACCACCUCAGCCAAGACAGAGGGUCCCUCCUACUGAACAGUCUGGUGGAUUAUUACCUGGAAAGCAGCUCCACGCAGGCUUUGCACAUCCUGUCCUCUGUGAGGGAGCCCCAUGAUAAGCACCUUUUUGACAAAAUGAACGAAUGUAUGGCGAAGCCAGCCUGCCGCUUGGCCACUCUCACGCUGCUGGGUCACGUCAUCAGAAAGCAGCCGUCCUGGAUCCACAAGAUCUCCCGGAGUCCUGUGCUGCCGUCGCUGCUCAAAUGUCUCAAGAGCGAUGGCAACGCUGUGGUUCUCAUAACUGGAGUUCUGGUGUUAAUUACCCUCCUGCCCAUGAUCCCUCAGGCUGGCAAACAGCACCUCUACGAGUUCUUCGAUAUCUUUGGACGCCUGGCAGCCUGGAACCUGAAAAACCCAGGGCACGUUCCGGAGGUGUACCUGAUCCACCUGCAUGCCAGCGUGUACGCGCUCUUCCACCGGCUCUACGGCAUGUACCCCUGCAACUUCGUCUCCUACCUGCGCUCGCACUACAGCAUGAAGGAGAACAUGGAGACCUUCGAGGAGGUGGUCAAGCCCAUGCUGGAGCAUGUUCGUAUACACCCCGAGUUAGUGACUGGGACCAAGGAUCACGAACUGGACCCAACUAGGUGGAAAAGGUUUGAAAUCCACGACAUUGUUAUCGAAUGUGCCAAAGUGUCCCUGGACCCCAAAGAGGCCUCCUGCGAGGAAGGCUACUCCACCAUGCCGGAGCAUUUCUCUACGCACGUCCAGCACAGGCAGGCGGACCCCACUGCCAGCCCUUUCACUGACCUCCAGAGCAGUUUCGGGAGUUCCUCCUCGACCCCCUUCUCCACCCCACUGCUGGCCUUGUCUCAGCUCUCAGGGACCCAGCCCCAGUACCACAGCCCCCAGACAUCCCGCCGCCUGCCUGAACCCAGCCAGGAACUCUUCUGGAGCCCCUCCUCUGUGUGCGGGAUGGCCACGCCCCCCUCCUCCCGGGGGAUCUCUCCCACCAGCACCCCCUCGGAGCUGUCCCACAGCGCCUCCCACCUGCCCGGCCGAGUACAUAGCACCCUGGCCGGAGACAAAGGCACCCCUGCUUGUGACACACCUGCCACCUCCUCUCCCCCGCCGCUGACUUCAGACGAGUUUGAGCACAUCUCCCUUCCCCCGCGAGCCACCUCUCCAACACGCAAGAAUGGAAAGGCAGAUUCUUGGAAGCCUGGCCUGACGAGACAAGAGAACAUCAGAGACUCGGAGAAAGGGACCUUGGACGAAGCCAGUAACCUGGGUGGGGAGAGCGAGAAUGUAAAGACGAUGACUCUGGAUGAGCUGCCAGAGUUCAUCAAGGAGCUGGAGCUGGAGCAGGACCGGCGGAGAUUGGAGGAGCGGGAGGAAGAUGCCUUCACGGAGGAGCUGGACAAGAUCACAGUAGCCAAGCGAGAGUCCCCGACUCUCAGGGGCGGCUUCGACUCUCCUUUCUUUCGCACGACGGAGACCCUGACUGGCAACCAGAAGAAGCCUGUGGCGCCCCCGGCUCUGGCGACAGCGUCGAGCUGCGGGCAGAACACCAACUCCACCCCUGACAAGCAGGCAGGGCAGCCAGUGGGGGGCCAGGAGCCCUGCUUCUUCAAGCCGGUCUUUACCCCUAUCGAGGGGCCCCUCCAAGAACCCUUCCGCAGCCACUCCCCCCCAGCUGCGGGUGAGGGUACCAACCAGGGCAAGUACAGCCUGUUCACCCCCAGCCCCUGCAAGGCUCAAGCAGCCCCCUACGAGCCCCUGUUCGACCUGGCGCUGCCCAAGGCCGCCGCGCUGUUUGUGGGCAGGAGGACGGCAGAGGCGGUGCGGAGGGCUGGGUCGGAGCGUCUGAUGGAGGAGGAGGAGGGGGAGGCAUCGACCUCCCCUCUGGAGGUGCUGGACCGUCUCAUCCAGCAGGGCGGCGACAUGCACGUCAAGGAGCUCAAGAGGUUACCUUUGCCAAGCAAGUCAGCUGACUGGACUCACUUCGGAGGCACGGCCCCGGUGGAGGAGCUGCACACCCUGCGCAGUCAGCUGCUCCUCCUGCACUCUCAGCUACUGUAUGAGCGCUACAAGAGAGAGCAGCACGCCAUCCGCAACCGACGUCUGCUGCGCCGCAUCAUCAACGCCACCGCGCUGGAGGAGCAGAACGCAGCCAUGAAGGAUCAGCUGAGCCUGCAGGAGGCGGAUAUGCAGUCUCUGAAGGACAGCCUGCAGAAUGAGCAGCUCAGGUACCAGCAGCAAAGGGAGGAGCAUGAGAUGAUGAUUUCUCGGCUGCACAGCCAGACCAGGCAGCUGCAGCAGGGCCGUGACGAGUACUACACCAAGAGCCAGGAGCUGCAGAGUAAAUUGGUGGAGUGCCAGAAAGAGAUGGGGACACUGAGGGCAGAAUUGCAGAAAGCCAACAAAAAAGUGUGCAACAAAGGACGCCUGCUAAACCUGCUCUCACAGAAGCUGACCAGCAGUGAGACGGUCCAGCAGCAGCUCGAGUUCCUGAACAAACGUCUCCUCCUCCUGGGAGAGGUCAAUGAGCUUUACAUGGAGGAGCUGCGGCACUCGAACCCGGACAACAGAAAGGAGGUGGAGAUGAUGCAGGCAUCCCAAAAGAAGGAGCUGGAUAAGAUGAAGCAGAGCGCAGUGCAGCAGAGCCAGCGGCUGGAGGCGGCGCAGAAGCGCAUCGCGGAGCUCGAGUCCCAGCUUGCCAAGAAGGAGCACCUCUUCCUGGAGCAGAAGAAAUACCUGGAAGACGUCAAGAGCCAGGCCAAGGGCCAACUGCAGGCGGCGCAGUGCAGGUACCAAGCUCAGAGGCAGAUCACCCAGGUGCUGGAGAAGGAGAUGCUGGAGCUGUACAGCUGGCUGGAGAGGGAGGGAGUGCCACAGAAACCAGGAGCAGCGGCCUGCAGCACAGGGUCAGGAGGGGGAGAGACCGAGGCCUGCAUGCCCACUGGUUCCAGGACAGGCGGCAGUGCUGCCGUGUCUGCAGUGCAGAUGAAACCAGGGGUACCUGACGGUACAGCCAGCGGUCAAGCUAACUCACCGAAGGCCAGCAGCAGCACUUUAUCGCAUGGACAGAAGCAGCAGCCGCUGCAAGCUUCGCCGACGGGGGGCAGUGGAGGCGGCUCUGUGAACGGCAGCAGGCACCCACCCAUCGUCCUGGAGCCUUCCCCCUCCCACUCCUCCUCUUCCUCCUCAUCCUCCUCCGUUGGCGAAAUCCCAAUCGCCGUGGGCUCCUACCCUAGCGCCAAGAGCUUCCUAGGCAUGCGGGCCCGCGAGCUGUUCAGGAACAAGAGCGAGAGCCAGUGCGACAACGAGGGCCCGCACCUGGCCAGCCUCGCCCAGUCGCUGAAGACUGACCAGUGUGUGGAGGCAGCAGAGGGAGCGGGCCAGGGCCAGGGGAGGGGGCACCCAGCCAGGGAGGAGCAGGCCGCCGGACAGCAGAGAGAGAGUCGCCGGGAAUGGCAGCGGCAGCAACAGCAGCUGCGGAUCAUGGACUACAAUGAGGCACAUCAUGAGCAAAGUUAGUCUGAGAGCAAGCUGGAGAGAGAAAGAGGGGACUUGACUCUCAGUGUUGUUAUUCUCAUUCCCUGAAUGGGCAGCAGGAUUUGACCCUUAAUGCAUCCCUGGCUCCCAGGCACUCAUCCCCACCCUGUCCCUCUUCAUUAUUGCAGCUGAAUAACAGUGAAGUGCAGCCAGAAGCUGUUGGGUUGGGUUGCUGUUUUGAGGUGGCUACCUGUCUAGCAUCAGUGACAUGGAAGGGUAUGGGGUGAAGAGUUAAUGGUUAAAAAAGAAAAGAUUUCAUCUUGUACAGCGCUCCACUGCGUUUACCAUCAAAAGCGCUUUUCAAAAAAAUCAUUAUAAAUUCAAAAA
Messenger RNA from Polyodon spathula (Mississippi paddlefish), 4402 nucleotides. RefSeq names its product hamartin-like. Gene Ontology annotation, cellular component: TSC1-TSC2 complex. Gene Ontology annotation, biological process: negative regulation of TOR signaling; regulation of cell cycle; negative regulation of cell population proliferation. The record is from RefSeq and is a predicted model, not a curated record. The transcript is spliced from 22 exons. Bases 425 to 4057 code for a protein of 1210 amino acids. NCBI's taxonomy places the organism in Eukaryota, Metazoa, Chordata, Actinopteri, Acipenseriformes, Polyodontidae.